AUGGUCAGUUUCUCUGCCAACCUCCUGGAAAUCACAAUGUUCAUAUCCUGCCUUGGAUUUCUGGGUAAUGUGUUUCUCAUUGUCUCCAUCCUUCAGACCCAGCUGAAAUCCUUCGACUUGUUUCUCUUGGGACUUGCUGUUGCUAACUUGGAGGAAAUUAUCAUUGUGAACAUCUAUGAUAUAAUAAUCCACUGGACUUCCACCACCACAACAGCCACUGGUACGUUAGCGUGUAAUUUUCUAAAGUUCCUGACUGUGUUUGGGGAAAUUUCCAGCAUCCUCUUCACUGUCCUCAUCAGCAUCUUCCGCUACCAGAAGUUAAGAGAUGCAAGCAAACGAGUCAAUCUUUCAAUUUUCCUGGACAGCGUCAGGUUAGCCUGGAUGGUCAGCGGGGUUUGUGUGAUGCUCUCCUUCUUACUGAGUGUUCCCAUUUUUGUCAUCAGCCCUCAUGGUCAUACAGCAAACAUCACAAGAAACAGCAGCGUCUGCCGUCCAGACUUCUUUCAAUGCACUCAAAAUGAUUGUCCCACUCUCAACCAAUUCUUCAAAUAUCUGUUCCUCCUUGUGUGCAACCUGCUGCCUCUCAUCAUUGUGACAGUAACAGGCAUUCUGAUCAUUAGGGUGCUGAUGAAACAGAGGAGGAAGGUGCAGCCGGCGGGGAGUGUGAGCGGGUCGAGUCAUUUCAGCAGGAAGAGUACACAUAUGAAGCUCCAGAGAAGCACCAUCGCCGUGCUGGCAGCUAUGGGACUCUUUCAGGUAAACUGGACUCUCUAUCUGAUCUUCCAUCUGACUUUGAGCCCAAUUGAGUUUCCUUUUUGGGCUGAAAUGGAGUUAUUCAUCUCCACUUCCUAUGCAUCCAUCAGUCCAUAUGUGUACGGGAUAGGGACUAACCUGUUCACUCUCAAGAACUUAACAAAGAAGUAGUCUACAUUUUUCUUUAACGCAGGCUUGUUAAUGAAAUGUCUGGAUUUGGGCGAUAAAAAGUGGUAAGCUAAAAACACGAGAUUUAGUUUGCCAAUAAAACGGCUCCUUAAUGUUAUAAACUGUCAGUGAUAUUGUGUUUCUGAACUCAGAGGUAACAUAGGUAAACAAGAGGUUUUGAUAUCUUUUGAACAGUAGUCAUAUAAGAGAUGACAGCAUUUUGUCUUUAUCAUUUUAGACCCUCAGAUAAAUCAAAUGCGAAAUUGUUUAAGUUUGCACACAUUUUGACUUAGUAAAGCACUGG
This is a messenger RNA of Labrus mixtus (cuckoo wrasse), 1225 nucleotides long. RefSeq names its product 2-oxoglutarate receptor 1. Gene Ontology annotation, biological process: neuropeptide signaling pathway. Bases 1 to 924 code for a protein of 307 amino acids. Lineage: Eukaryota; Metazoa; Chordata; Actinopteri; Labriformes; Labridae. The transcript has a single exon. Gene Ontology annotation, molecular function: G protein-coupled receptor activity; neuropeptide binding. The record is from RefSeq and is a predicted model, not a curated record. Gene Ontology annotation, cellular component: membrane; neuron projection.